CUUAGCUCAGCAGAAUAUCUAAAUGGCUGCUACCAGUGAUGAACGAGAGGAGAAUGCUUUUCUUUCAUCUAGUAAGGAGCUAGAAGUAUUGAGAAAAAAUGUCAGCAAACUCCAAAUAGCAAUUAGUGAUCACAGAUUCUUGUCGAUGGAUCUUUAUUCAGCUGGACUGAUAUCUCUUCCAACUCUUCAAAAAGUGAAUGUUCCUCUUACUACAUCUGAUGCACAAAACUACGAGAUUAUAAAUAGUUUACUUCAAGUAGUAACCAUUACUCCUAGCAGUUUUCACAAGCUCCUCGAAGUACUAGAGAAGCAUCCAGGACCACUGACUCCUGUUGUCAAAGAAAUGAAAAAAGACUAUGGUAUCGUUGAAUCUUGUGAAUCUGAAUGCUCAUCACCUGUAAAGCAAGCAAAAAUCAGUGAUGACCAACAGAAAGAGAUAGUCAUUCCUGAUGGUCAAAGCAUACAAAAAGAUUAUGGUCGAAUGCUUGGGAAGUUAGCUAGAUUAGUGCUUCGUUUUCAGACAGUAGUUGAAAAGGCAAACAUCAAAAUUAAAGAUCUGAAACAAUAUGUCAUCUUACGUCAUCCUGAGUAUAAAGAUGAGCUAAGGGAAGCAAGUGAUAUUAAUGAAGUGUUUGUUAUAAUUCGAAGUAAACUUUGCACUCUCUUCAAUUAUGAAAUCCUAAGAGAAAUUGCUGAGUAUUUUAAUCUUUCUGUUGGAUUUAAAGUGAUACAAGAAUACGAAUCAGAGGAAGAGAAUUAUCGUAAACUAUUGAGUAGUUCCACACUUGCCAGUGAACUGCAGAGAGAAAAUGAAUUGCUUCAUCAAAAUUUAUCUCAUACAAAGGCCAUCAUUCUAAAGCUACAGAGAUGGUCACGACCACCAGCGCCAACAGUUGAUGAGUUUCGUGAAAUUAUUAAAGAUGUUUUUGUUGACCUUGGAGAUUUGCUUCAUAUUCUUGAAGUUAAGCCAGGUUCAAUCAUAAUUACAAUGAGUGCUCCUGAACGAGUGACAGGAACACUAAUAGCUCUGGCAAAGAGGAAAAUAGCUUAUCUUAAGGAUAUUGGAGUAACCUGGCUAACAAUUGGAGGCACUAUAAUUGUCAGUGACAUUGAAGACACAGAAGAGUUAUCACAUGAUGUUAUGGAACAAGACAUUGAAGACAAGCCCUCUUCCUCCAGUCCUAUUAAGGAAAAUAGUUCAGACAAUGUUAAUCAACUACCAAGUAGCUCACCAGUUGGAGCAGUUACUGGUACAGUGUCUCAGUUAAGUCGUCCAACAGUACAAGCUGUAGCAGAUGAUGGAGGAGAUGAUACUGAUCAAGGAAUGGGAACUGAUUCAGCUACUCCAAUUGUUGACAAAACAUGGCGUCAUUAUCCUAUCACACCAAGAGAAGUAAUGAUUAUUGGAUCCUUUGGUGAUCAUAAUAAUUGGCUGGAACAACAACACAUUAUAUCACCAAAAAUACUUACAACAGAGUUAUCAGAUGAAUGGAGGAAAGAAGAGAUUGAGAAGAUUGCAGGCUUGUAUAGCAGAAAUCCUGAUCAGUAUCACAUUAAAUCAGUCCAUUAUGAUUUACCAGGAGAAGAGCGAACUAAAGAAUAUUACAUGGAGGCAAUAAAACGACUUUUCAUUAACUGCAAACAGGACGGAGUUACUCUCCGUUACACUGGUCAUGGAGAGAAGGACACUGGUAACUGGUGCUUUAAAGAUGGAGUAAUAUCAUUCAAUGAUAUCUUUGAAUUAUACAUAAACCAUUUUAAAGGGAAGCCAUUAUCAAUAACAUCAGAUUGCAGUUAUUCUGGUAACUGGAUCAAUGAAUGUGGUAAAAGGUUAGAUGAGAUGAAUGUUCCAUCAUGUGGACACCACACAAGAGAGCAAGGGCUGUUGUUUAACAUAUUUACCUCUUGUGAACCUAAUGAAGAAGCUACUGCAUUAUGUUAUAUUAAUGAAGCUAAUGUGUAUAGUGAAGCACAUAAGGGAGUGAUACUUAGUGGUAAAAAAACACUAACAUCAGGACAGAAGACGAUGUUUAAUGACUUUAGAGACAUUUGUUGUAGUAAACCAGCUAAUGAAUCCUGUGAAGCUGAUACUGAUUGUACUUGGAAUGAUUACCUUAGUAACAAGUAUCAUCUUGUUUAUAUAGUUCGUGGCAAAGACAAAGGAUAUGCAGCCUGGCAUUUUGUGUUAGUUGAUGAAGAGAAACUUGUUGAUUUCAAAGCUCAAGUAGCUACUGGAAGCAUUGACCUUUCCAAAUAUGGUAAAAUAUUAGAGUCAGGAUGGGGUAAAGAUCCUCCUGAAGAUAUUGAAAGAAAGGUGAAUCUUCGAUUUGGUAAAUUACUGAAACCACUUUAGAUUACAGUAACAUGUGUACUAAAGGCUUGUACAAAAUGUGCUAAGUGCUAACAAUUAUUAUUAUUAUAAGAAUUAUACAUCAUGUAGUGUUUUUUAGCUUUAACAUGUGACUUUUUAUAUGAGUGUACUAAUUUGAUCACAAUGAGUGUGUGUCAUCGUACUGUACGAUCUAUGCUUUGUAGCAUGAGACCACAUCAGACCAGCAGCAAUUGACAUGCAUUUAGAUUUUUGAAGAGAAUUUUAUUUUGCAUUA
Molecule: messenger RNA, 2606 nt
Organism: Amphimedon queenslandica
Lineage: Eukaryota; Metazoa; Porifera; Demospongiae; Haplosclerida; Niphatidae
Exons: 7
Coding region: 23-2353 (776 amino acids)
Source: RefSeq, a predicted model, not a curated record